AUGACCACAACAGCCACCAGCAACCCCAACCCCUGCCCCUGCCCCUGCCCAUGCCCCUGCCCACCCCAAAUCAAACACCUCUCCUCCACCCUCCCUAUAGAAGGCCCCUUUGACUUCAGCUUCCUCACCACCAUCACCCAGCCCCUCGCCGAUCUCUGCAAAUCAAUCGAGGGCUGUAGAAACCCCUGCCACAGCUACAGCCACCUGAAUGCCCCGCUCGUGGAUCUCUCCGACGCGGUGCUCGCCCUCUGCCACGCAGCCUGCACAGCGUACGGCCUCCUCGACGAUGAGCUCGGUUCCGGUUCCGGUUCCACCGCUACCGCUACCGCUACUGGUAAUGGCACCGCUACUGCCACGCCUACUGCCAAUGCAGGCUCCUCGUUGACAUGUACCAAAUCCCCCAUGGCGCUGGGUAAACUCACCCUGCAGGCCGAGGAGGAGACCCUCCUCGUGCGACAGGUUGUCUACGCCGUGCUCACGAACUUGAGUGUCCUCUUGCGCGAUGUGUAUGUCCGUGCCAAGGAGGCGGCCGGGGGCAGUCCGGCGCCUGGUGCCGCAUCCGGGGUCGGCGGGGUGGACUUUGGCUUGGGGAUGGCUUCCGGGAUGAGGCCGGGGCUGUACGGUCGGGAGGGGGACGGGCCUGUCAGUCGGUGUUUGUCGAGGGUGUUGGCGCUGCUGGGGAGAUUGUUUUCUGAGUGA
Aspergillus udagawae is the source of this 699-nucleotide messenger RNA. RefSeq lists its product as uncharacterized. The record is from RefSeq and is a predicted model, not a curated record. The transcript has a single exon. Lineage: Eukaryota; Fungi; Ascomycota; Eurotiomycetes; Eurotiales; Aspergillaceae. Bases 1 to 699 code for a protein of 232 amino acids.